Messenger RNA from Drosophila serrata, 785 nucleotides. Its product is annotated as mitochondrial inner membrane protease subunit 2. Gene Ontology annotation, cellular component: mitochondrial inner membrane peptidase complex; membrane. The record is from RefSeq and is a predicted model, not a curated record. NCBI's taxonomy places the organism in Eukaryota, Metazoa, Arthropoda, Insecta, Diptera, Drosophilidae. Gene Ontology annotation, molecular function: serine-type endopeptidase activity.
AACUCGGCCAAAACAACAACAAUCAACAAAUAUCAACAAAAUAAGUCGAAAAUUGCGUAAAAAGGACAAAAUCAGAGUCGAGGGCUGACACGGCUCUAACAGACACAUGGCAUUUCGCUUCUUUGGCAAAUCCCUUCUCUACGGGCUGCCCCUGGGGAUCACGUUUCUUGACUGCGUUGGCUAUGUGGCCAGGGUGGAGGGAAUCUCCAUGCAGCCGGCGCUGAAUCCGGUGGCAGAUGAACGGGAUUACGUCUUCCUCAUGCGCUGGGGCACGCACAACAGUCAAUUGGAACGCGGCGACAUAAUAUCCCUCAUCUCCCCCAAGGAUCCCGCUCAGAAGAUCAUUAAACGGGUGGUGGGACUCCAGGGCGAUGUGGUGUCCACGCUGGGCUAUAAGCAGGAAAUUGUGCGCAUUCCUGAGGGCCAUUGCUGGGUGGAAGGUGAUCACACCGGGCACUCAAUGGACAGCAAUACCUUUGGGCCGGUGGCCAUGGGGCUGAUGUCAGCGCGAGCGGUGGCUAUUGUCUGGCCGCCGGAACGUUGGCAGCUGCUGCACAACGAAUUGCCGCGCCGACGGAGGCCUAUCCAGGCGGCCAAGGGCAACUACUAUAACUAGACUGACCAGCAGCCAGCUCUGCACCGAGGAUAGUUCCAAUUGUGUACAUACAUGUGUUAAAGCCACCAAACAAGCUAUAUAUUUUAUAAAUAAUUGUGUUCCCGCAAGCGAGGCACAUAGGACGUUCUAAAUUAAAAAUUAUAGUAAAAAAUCCAAAGAAUAACGCUUA